UCCAAGUGCUGCUGUGGCUGCUCUAAUCCAUAGUCUUGAUGAUGAUGGCAACUGGGCCAGAGGAGCUGGAGGCCCGGGAGAAGCUGUCACUAUGGGAUCGGAAGGCCGAACCGCUGGCUCCGCUCACAGAGAGACAAGUAGACUCGGUGCUGGAGAUCAAGGCGGCCGUGGAGGACCUGCCGGUUCCAGCAGAGCUUCCGAUUGAGGAUUUAUGCAGUUUGACUUCCAGAGCAUUGACAGUCCCUUUAUCUUCAGCUGUUCCUGAAUCUACAGAUGGCAUUCUCCUGCAAGGAUUCUCUACGCUGGGGAUGGAUGAUGACCGGAUUGAAACCGCCCAGCAAUUUUUCUCAUGGUUUGCACAGCUACAGACCAAAAUGGAUCAGGAUGAAGGUGCAAAAUACAGAGACAUGAGGGAUUACCUCUCUGGAUUUCAGGAGCAAUGUGAUGCUAUAUUAAAUGAUGUGAAUACUGCUCUGCAACAUUUGGAAUCUCUUCAGAAGCAAUACCUUUUUGUGUCUACGAAAACAGGGACGUUACACGAAGCCUGUGAACAGCUUCUAAAAGAACAGUCAGAGCUUGUGGAUCUCGCUGAAAAUAUUCAACAGAAGCUUUCUUAUUUUAAUGAAUUAGAAAAUAUAAACACUAAAUUAAAUUCUCCUACGUUAUCUGUAAAUAGCGAAGGUUUUAUUCCUAUGCUUGCAAAGUUGGAUGACUGCAUUUUUUAUAUUUCAUCACACCCUAGUUAUAAAGAUUAUCCUGUGUACCUGGCAAAGUUCAAACAAUGUCUUUCCAAAGCUAUGCAACUUAUGAAGACCUACACUGUGAACACUCUGCAGAAUCUCACCAACCAGCUCAUUAAAAGGCACGAUUUACCAAAUGCUCCCAAUUCAGACAAUGCCUUUACUUUGUUUUAUGUUAAAUUUCGAGCAGCGGCCCCAAAGGUCAGAACACUGAUAGAGCAAAUGGAACAACGAGCUGAGAAGAUACCAGACUACCAGCAGCUACUAGAUGAAAUCCAUCAGUGCUACCUGGAUCAGCGAGAGAAUUUGUUGAGUCCGAGUAUCACUACUACCAUAACGGAGCUGACCAGCCAGAACAACCGGGAUCAUUGUGCUUUGGUGCGGAGCGGCUGUGCUUUCAUGGUCCAUGUAUGUCAAGAUGAGCACCAGCUUUAUAAUGAGUUUUUCACUAAACCAACACCAAAAUUGGAUGACCUUCUUGGGAAGCUAUGCCUUUCUUUGUAUGAUGUUCUCAGGCCGCUGAUUAUACACGUUGUCCAUUUAGAAACCUUGUCAGAACUUUGUGGCAUCCUUAAAAUUGAGAUGUUAGAAGACCACGUACAGAACAAUGUGGAACAUCUCGGUGCCUUAGCUGCUGUGGUGAAGCAGAUGUUGGAAGAUGUUCAAGAGAGACUUGUGUACCGGACGCACAUAUAUAUACAGACGGACAUAUUGGGCUAUAAACCAGCUCCAGGAGAUCUUGCAUAUCCUGAGAAGCUAGAAAUGAUGGAGCAAAUUGCACAGAGUCUGAAAGAGGAACAAAAGAAAUUACAGACUGCAGAAACUUCAUUUUCUGAGGUCCCCAUUGAGGAUCCAGACUCCAGAAACCUCAUAAAAAGUGGUUCUUCUGAAUCUUUAACCCUAAGGACAGAAAAUACAAUUUCACCUGCAGACCUGCAUGGCAUGUGGUACCCAACAGUGAAACGGACGCUUGUCUGCCUUUCAAAGCUCUAUCGGUGUAUUGAUAGGACGGUAUUUCAGGGUUUAUCUCAGGAAGCGCUUUCAGCAUGUAUUCAGUCAUUACUGAGAGCUUGUGAUUCAAUCUCCAAAAACAAGACUCAUGUUGAUGGACAACUCUUUCUCAUCAAACAUCUUCUGAUCCUCCGUGAGCAAAUUGCUCCUUUUCACACUGAAUUCACCAUUAAAGAAAUUUCCUUGGACCUCAAGCGAACAAGAGAUGCUGCAUUUAAAAUUCUUGAUCCUAGGACUGUUCCCAAGUUUUUCAGGUUAAACAGCAAUAACGCCAUUCUGGAAUUUCUACUGCAGGGAACUCCUGAAAUAAAGGAACAUUACAUUGACUCCAAGAAGGAUGUCGACCGUUACCUCAAGGCAGCGUGUGAGCAAUUCAUUCAGCAGCAGAGCAAAAUAUUUGUGGAACCUUUAGAAGAUUUCUUGGCAAAGGUAGCUGCUUUGAAAACCAUGGCUAGCCAAGGAGGUCCAAAAUACAGUCUUCCACAGCAGCCUUGGGCACAACCUGCAAAGAUUAAUGACCUGCUAUCUUCCACGUAUAAGACCAUGAAAACAAAACUGCCACUGACACUACGCAGUAUGUCAUUGUAUCUCGCUAACAAAGAUACAGAGUUCAUCCUCUUUAAGCCAGUCAGAAGUAACAUUCAACAAAUUUUCCAGAAAGUCCACAUGUUGCUGAAAGAAGAAUUCGGUAGUGAAGAUUUGCAGAUCAUAGCUUGCCCUUCAAUGGAACAGGUGAAUUUGCUGUUAUCUAUAUCUAAGUAGCUGAAGAAUUGACAGUCAUUUUCCAUUUUGUCUGGUUUAAUACCGAAGAAAUAUCUCCUAUGGCACAUUAAAAGAACCAAUGGACUUCAAGGAAACUG
Molecule: messenger RNA, 2611 nt
Organism: Pelobates fuscus (common spadefoot toad)
Lineage: Eukaryota; Metazoa; Chordata; Amphibia; Anura; Pelobatidae
Gene: COG3
Product: component of oligomeric golgi complex 3
Exons: 23
Coding region: 39-2513 (824 amino acids)
Biological process (GO): Golgi organization; intra-Golgi vesicle-mediated transport; intracellular protein transport
Cellular component (GO): membrane; COG complex; cis-Golgi network
Source: RefSeq, a predicted model, not a curated record